CGCUGUCAUUAUUGCUAUCCAGUCUGCUCUGCGCUCGCGAUGGCCAGAUUCAUUCCGCGUGAGGCAGGAAGGCAGCAGCGCUGUCCCGCUCCCGCUCCGGUUCCCGCUCCUGCUCCCUCACGCGCUCCGGUUCCGGUUCCGUGCAGCCUGCUCGCGCCUGGCCCCGGGGCAGCACCGAGCCCACAGCCGCUUCUCUUCCUCCUCCUCCUCCCUUACCAGCACCAGGUUCUUCCCGAACCCAUGAACGGCUCCGAGUCCAUCUCCAUCCACCCGGAGAGCGGCACCAUGAAAGACCAAGACGCGAUCAAACUGUUUAUCGGGCAAAUCCCGCGCAACCUGGAGGAGAAAGACCUGAAGCCACUGUUCGAACAGUUUGGGAAAAUCCACGAACUGACAGUGUUAAAGGACCGAUACACCGGCAUGCACAAAGGUUGCGCGUUUCUCACCUACUGUGCCCGCGAGUCAGCCAUCAAAGCCCAGAAUGCCCUCCAUGAACAGAAGACGCUGCCAGGGAUGACUCGCCCCAUCCAGGUGAAGCCGGCUGAUAGUGAGAGUCGUGGAGAAGACAGGAAGCUGUUUGUGGGGAUGCUGAACAAACAACAGACGGAGGAGGAUGUCUAUCGCCUGUUUGAGCCCUAUGGAGUCAUCGAGGAGUGCACUGUGCUAAGAGGUCCUGAUGGGAACAGUAAAGGCUGUGCCUUUGUUAAGUUCUCCACACAUGCUGAAGCUCAGUCUGCAAUCAGUGCGCUGCACGGCAGUCAGACCAUGCCGGGUGCAUCAUCCAGUCUGGUGGUCAAGUUUGCUGACACAGAUAAGGAGCGCACCAUCCGGCGCAUGCAGCAGAUGGUGGGCCAAUUCGGCAUCUUUAACCCAGCCAUCGCGCUGCCCUUCAGCACCUACAGCAGUUACGCACAUGCACUGAUGCAGCAGCAGGCGGCCCUCAUGGCCGCGAGUCACGGUGGUUACCUGACGCCCAGCGUGGCCUUUCCAGCUACCCAGAUCCACCAGAUGGGGGCACUGAACAUCAACAGCCUCCCUCCCACCCCCAUGACCCCGGUGUCGGGUGAGUUUCAUCAGUCUCUGGGGCUUAGCUCACCACCUGCAAACAUCACAUCCUCAGCCGUGCCCAGCAUCGUCACUCCAAUUGUCAACGGCUUCACUGGCAUCCCUCACCAGCCCAACGGCCAUCCAGCAGUGGAAGCUGUGUAUGCCAAUGGCCUGCCCCCUUACUCCACCCAAAGCCCCACUGCUGCAGACACACUGCAGCAGGCCUUCACUGGGGUGCAACAGUACACAGCGAUCUAUCCGGCGACCACACUGACCCCUAUUGGCCAAAGCUUGCCACCACCACCGCAGGUCAUUCAGCAGCAGCAGCAGAGGGAAGGCCCUGAAGGCUGCAACCUUUUCAUCUACCACCUGCCACAGGAGUUUGGUGAUAAUGAACUUAUGCAGAUGUUUUUGCCCUUUGGGACGGUCAUCUCCUCUAAGGUGUUUAUGGACAGAGCUACCAACCAGAGCAAGUGCUUCGGCUUUGUAAGUUUUGACAACCCAGCAAGCGCACAGGCUGCCAUCCAGGCCAUGAACGGCUUUCAGAUCGGCAUGAAGAGGUUGAAAGUGCAGUUAAAACGGCCGAAGGAUGCCAGCCGUCCCUACUGACACAGCCCCAAGACACAUGGAGCUUUCUGCUACAGCACAGGUUUUGAAAAGUGAAAUCUUAAAAGGAGCUCGAUUUUUUUUCCUUUAAAAAUAAAUAAAACAAGAUUUUAAAAAAAAGAAGAUGAAAGAGAUUUUUUUCGAAGACAUAUCAGCAUUUCUUUAUGAAGACGUUCAUCUGAGCGAAGAGAUGCCGGAGAAGUGGCACACUACAGACAAACUACAAGCAGCAAAGAGUGAGAAAGUCAAAGCAGGAUCAUGGUGGGAAAUCCCAGAAGACAAGAACUUUUAAGCUACAGAACUUCUCUUGCUAAGACUGAGUCGACAAAUACGCAGCAAACAAAAAAGAGCAGCAAGAACAACAUAGAUUUCUAUAUACAUAUUAUAUAUACGUGCUAUAUUAUGGAAGAGGCGCUUCCAGCUUUUAAUGAUACUGGACAAAUGAGGGUUAUAACUUGAAAAUCAAGGAAAAAAAAGGCAGUGGAGAAAAAAAAGCUCUUUUAAGCCACUGGCAGACCUUCUUUCUCUUUCUCUGUUUCCUUUUAACUGUCUUCAUGUCUCUGAGCAAGUGGAGAACUUUUGGCCUUUUGUGGUCACGGAGGUUUCCAGAGGUACAGCGCAACUGAAAAAUCUUUCACUCCAAGGGACCAAAGGACCAAAAACCUUUUUAUUGUUCGACAGUAAUAUAUAGUAUUAAUGAUGAUACUAAUACUACAAACUACUACUAAUGAUGUUACAUGUUUGAAAAAAAAGAAAAAAAAACAACUUAAGAGGAAAUACUUGCUUCAGGUUGGAGGAGGAAAGAGAUUUUCAUUUCUUUUCCUUUUACAUUUAUAAUUACUGGGUUUCAGAAUAUUUAAACAAAAUAGAAAAAAGAAGAAGAAAACCGUAUUUUAAAAUCUAUACUAUUUUAGAGGAGUAGAAUAUGUGGAUGAAUGAUCGUUAAGGGCAUGAUUAGUUAUUUUUCAUCAAACUAGAUUUCAGCUCUUUAUCUGGGACGCAUGGUACUGAACCCACUGCCUUUCAGCUCUGUGUCUGACCUUUAACAAUUAAAAAACAUUCAUUUAGUCAUUCAAUUUAAGCACACAUGCCAGAGAACUUAGACUACCUGAACUGGUCAAAAGUACAGUUUUCUUUCAUUUUAGCAAACAGAUAUUAAAAUUAAAACUUAAAAAUAAUUUUAAACUCUUUUAUACUUUUCUACAAAUCAUAGAGGACAAAGUAUAUCAGCAACAGGGUUCAAAUUAUUUCAAGUGUAAUAAAAUGCACACAAUAUUCCCAUUUACACAAAACAUAAUCUGUUUACAACUUUUCAUUUAAUGUAUUACUUCUGACCUUUCCGUAAUUUUGCCGUGGUGCUACUGAGAUAAAAAAUAUACUCCUAGCUCCAUAACAGACUUGAUUUUGUUAAUAAAUAUUUGCAGUUUUUCUGUGAUAAAAAUUUAAUAUUAACUCUUCAACUCAAAAUAUAGGACAUAAAUUGAAGAUGUCAGAACUAUUCAGCUAGACAAGCUAUUUAACCCUCCGUUUUACAAGUAAGAGAGGAAGCACCGGUACACAGGACUGCCAGGAGCAAAAUGACUACACUGAAAAUGAAAAUACCCCAAACCCCCAAAGAACAAGACCAACACCACCUGCAGACUUUUUUUUUUACUUAUAAGCUUUUGAAAAACUAUGAACAAAAAGUCUUUUUUGACUUGGUUAGUGAAGUCCUUAUGCACUAGCGUAUUAUUUUGCCCAAAAUAUUUAUUUAGCUUCAGCAAGCAUGCCAAUCAGAUUGUUCUGUUUUAAAUAAGAUGUUUUUAGUCAAGUACAUUUAAAUUCAAACUAACAAUACCCAAAUAAUUAAAAUAUGACAAGAGAUUUUCAUCAACUAAUUAGUUGUCAAAAUUACCAGAAGCAAAUUGCCAGCAAACCUUUUUUUUUUUUUUUUGGUAAUUGACAUUGUGCUAAUUUUAUUUUCUUUUAAAACCUCCAGCAUCAGCAGGCACGCUGUGUGAACAUGAGCUUUUUUAUCUAAGCCAUUAAAUUGCUGAAACCUUGACUAAUGCGAGUUCUCGACAAACGACACUGACCCUGGCCCAAAAAGUCAUCUUGAGCUUCCCAGCUUAGCCGAGUCUUACAGUAUUCUGUCUGACUCUUUAUACUCUCUUAAACUCUAAAGCCUCUAGAGUCCUUUAACAGGGAUUAUGUUAAUCCAGGCACCUAUGACCCAACACCCCACAUCAUUACCAUACGGCUUGUAUUGAUCAAAUGGCCAGCCUUAGCCUAGGGGGCCACUUCUGCACAAUCAAUUACAGUGCUGAGUUCAUUUUUUUACACUUUAUAUAACAAAAGCUUAAGAAAAGCUCACUUAAGAUUGCUUUAUCAAUGAAGCCCAGACAAGCAUUUAAUGAUAUGGGUUAGAAAUGUCAUUAGAAAAAACAAGACAGUGAUGAGGCACAUGUUAAUGUUGUAACAGUUCAGAGAUCCUGAAGAAUGAGUGGUAUUAGUAAGGCCACGGCGAGGGCAGUUUAAAGGGCACAGGCACUGAUGCCAUGAUGUACUUACAGCAGCUGCUUGUAUUCUGUCUGAUGAAUAGUACACACACACACACACACACACACACACACACACACACACACACACACAAACACACAAACACAGAUACUCAGAUGUUGACAAAAGGUCAGAUGAUAGAAUUGCAUUCCUUUAUAGCACGGCAAAUGUACACCGAGUCCCUCAUAAAGAGCUGAAAAGGUGUUUUUUUUAUUUCUAAUUCACACCAAAUCUCUUUUUUUUUAUUCAUCUGUUUUAUGUAGCUCUACUGACAAUUACUCAUGUAUUAUCAUCUUCAAAUUUGUAGAUUUUGAAUUGUAUAGUGUCCUUAUGCAGAUUACAGGGUGAAACAAUUUAUAACAAUAGAAAAAAAAAUUUCAUUUCAUAUAAUUUGAAUAUAAUUUUUCACAUUUUUACCUUUUUGUCAAACCCAGAAAUCUCUAUUGGGAUCAGCUCAUGACCAUAGAUUUUGGUCGGGCAGAAUCACAUUAAUAACUUUAAACAGUCUUGGUGGAUACAUCAUACUUUAAAAUAGCUCAAUUGUUUAGCCCAAAGUUAGUUUAGCCUGUCAUUAACUGUUCACUCUGCUGCUCAUCCUCUAAUAGUCUGAGCAUUAUUCCGUGUAAUUCUUUACCGUUAGGACUCUAGUAACACUUGUUGGAGUUCUCAUUUGUGACCACUAGGGGCAAUAAUAUCACUAUAGAAGAAGAUUCAACAGCAGCUAGAAAUGUCGCCCUGUAUCUGUCGAAGAACAUGAUUUUAAAUCAUUAAUAUUAAUUAAUAAUUUUAUUGAUAUUAAUUCAUAAUAUUAUUAAUAAGUCAUUCGUAUUUUAGUUUUAUUUAAAAUGUAUGGAGUCCUGAAUGAAAAAUUUGAGGUGGUUAAAAUUUGUUAAACGAUCUAGUCGAGCUCUGCCCGACCUCCCCUACACAUGUGGUGCCACUGAUCGCUUUAUUAUAUAUUGAAAUUGAACAGAGUCGGUGGUUUUUUUUAAUGCCGUUUCUUUCAGACCUCUGUUCGUCUGAUAAUGAAUGACAACAUGGUAAUAUACUGUACACACACGCAGCCCUCGGGCAUCCAUGCUCUAAUAACCCUGCGUCCUCUCCGAAUCUCUACAUGUCAGAUGUGAAUUAUUAAAAUCAAAUUAAAUUUAGCCCUCACAUAACAGUGGGCCUAAUGCAAAUUAAAAAUGGCAACUCAUGCCUGAAGUUUAAUAAGUUUGAGAGAUGAUAUCAUUAGAGUGAGAAAAAAUGGGAUUAAAAAAACAUUGAGUAAAAUGGAGUAAACAUGGGGGGGGGGGGGGUCAUUGUGGAUGAGUGGAUGAGUAUAUUACAGUUACCAUGUUUUGCAGUUUUAAAAAAGGGGCUGCACAGAUUUUGUUCUGCUGCUUAUGCUCUCGAGUGCUCCAAAUCACCAGCAUUUUUCAUUUGUGUUCUCAUUCCACCUGUAUUCAUGUUCAGAUUUGUGUUUUCUCACACCAUAAAGCCCAAUGUGAUGAUUGAGCAUGUUCAGACA
Molecule: messenger RNA, 5704 nt
Organism: Clarias gariepinus (North African catfish)
Lineage: Eukaryota; Metazoa; Chordata; Actinopteri; Siluriformes; Clariidae
Gene: celf5a
Product: cugbp, Elav-like family member 5a
Exons: 12
Coding region: 40-1656 (538 amino acids)
Biological process (GO): mRNA splice site recognition; regulation of alternative mRNA splicing, via spliceosome
Cellular component (GO): nucleus; ribonucleoprotein complex; cytoplasm
Molecular function (GO): mRNA binding
Source: RefSeq, a predicted model, not a curated record